Messenger RNA from Rhipicephalus sanguineus (brown dog tick), 1497 nucleotides. RefSeq lists its product as uncharacterized. NCBI's taxonomy places the organism in Eukaryota, Metazoa, Arthropoda, Arachnida, Ixodida, Ixodidae. The record is from RefSeq and is a predicted model, not a curated record. The coding region runs from base 53 to 1438 and encodes 461 amino acids. The transcript has 8 exons.
GCAUUUCGACGAGCGCGCCUUCACACGUGUUGGCUCCGAGACUCAACGUGGUAUGAAGCGACGGCGGCUGUGCCCCGACGCAGUUCCGAAAGGCAGCGCAUCUGCUGCUGGGGUUGGACGUGCUAUUACUGAAGAGCGCACAGGAACAGACGCUGCCAUGCUUGUAUGCCCUAUGGAAGCAUCAUGGACAGUGGAACACAAUCCUUCAGCACUCACCAACACAUCGGAUAACAGCAUUCAUUUCGUGGAGUCGGACUUCGCCAUUGGCUGCAAUGCAGAAGUUGGCACAGACACCGGAGCAUGCGGUGACAUGUCCCUCACUCAUCUGACUGCCGGUUGCAAGCCUAAAGAGAGUGCCAGAAGUGACCACAGUUACUGCAGAAUGCGUCAUUUUGCUGUGCAAACUGAUGGGGUGCAAGCUACACACAUGGUGUCGAAAGGUGUGCAGGUGGCAACUACUCCAAAAGUUCGUUCCGAAGGGACACAGACGGACUUCCAGGCUUGGUCAACUGCGGGAUGUGGGGAUGAAUUGGAAGACACUGCAGAGAUACUUGACUCAUCAGGUCACCGUAUAAGAGCACCGCUUCCAUCAUCUCCAAUAAGAUGCUCGACACCACUGCCAUCGGCAAAGGAUCUCGACGAAACAUAUGAGCCAUCAUUUCAUGACUCACAUCUACCAAGUGGUUGUGAUUCUGUGCCACCUAGCGCUGAAAAACAGUACAUCGUUUUUGAAAGCUGCUUGAUGGAGCUAUUCAGCAUGUGCACAGUUUGCCAAGCAUCGUGUAAAGCUGAAACUACACUCUAUGGCUCCCUUCUACAAGUUGAGACCACCUGUGCUUGUGGGCACAAGAGUUGUUGGUUGAGCCAACCAAAAGUUUCUAAUAGGGCUUUGGGUGGCAUGCUUUUGUGUGCCGCUAUAUGCUUCUCAGGCGCGAGUCCUGAGAAAGUUCUGAGGCUGCUGAAGCAAGCCAAUAUUCAAGUGCCAUCUACGAGGACCUACUACAGCUACCAAGGUGCACUGUUCCAGCCCGCCAUACAACGUGUUUGGGACACUGAACGAGAGGCUGUAAUCGAAAGCCUUCAUGGACCAGUAGCAUUAGCUGGUGACGGCCGGUGCGACUCUCCCGGGUUUUCUGCGAAGUUCAUGACUUACACUUUCAUGGCCAUUCAAACUAGUAAAAUCAUCCAUUUCGUUCAGGUGCAGCUUGGAGAGAACAGCGAGGUGAGAUCCAGCAAUGCCAUGGAAAAAUUUGGCCUGAAGAAGGGACUUGGGGAGCUAAAGGACCAGAACGUCACUAUUUGUUCAUUAACUACUGACAGGCACGUGGGCAUCAAAAAGUACAUGAGGACAUGUGAGCCGGGUAUUGAACAUACCUACGACGCGUGGCAUGUUGGUAAAGGUAAGCAAGGUCACUUGGCAAACUUUUUGUGCCCUUAGAAAGCCAAAUGGUGUUGCAUUAAUUUUUAUGGGCCCUGGAAAGCAGCAUUUUCACAUAC